This is a messenger RNA of Trichoderma breve, 933 nucleotides long. RefSeq names its product SUR7/PalI family domain-containing protein. The transcript has a single exon. Gene Ontology annotation, biological process: fungal-type cell wall organization. The record is from RefSeq and is a predicted model, not a curated record. Gene Ontology annotation, cellular component: plasma membrane; cell cortex of cell tip. Lineage: Eukaryota; Fungi; Ascomycota; Sordariomycetes; Hypocreales; Hypocreaceae. The coding region runs from base 1 to 933 and encodes 310 amino acids.
AUGGGUGCCGGUCGGUUUUUCUGCGUGGCUUUGCCACUGCUCCUCACAAUUGCCUCCAUUGGCACUCUGCUCUACGCAGUUCUCGCUGGCGUUGCCCACGAGAACGUCAAGCUCAUCCAGGUGGACCUCAGCAACCUGAGCAUCAGCCCGCUGAGCUUAAAGACCCUCACCUCGCGAGCCGAAUUCAAUAUGAAGGAGACCCAGACGGAUAACAUCACCGCCGAAGCCCUCGGCCUCCACAAGUACUAUGACCUCACGCUCUGGGGAUCCUGCUCCUCCGAUGACAACAAGAAGUGGACUUGCACCAAGAGCCAGUUCGACUGGGCCAGCAAGCAGAUCAAUGCCGAUGACAUCAAGGAGGGCAGCACCACCAUCGAGCUGCCCAAGGAUAUCAAGGACGCCCUCAAGGUCUUCCAGAAGCUCAUCAAGUGGUCUGAGGUUGCCUUUAUCAUUGCUCUGAUCGCCCUUGGCCUGGAGCUUCUCAUCGGCAUAUUUUCAAAUUUCUCUCGGGCUGUCUCCUGCCUGACGUGGUUUGAAUCUGUCAUCACCACCAUCCUUGUCAUCAUUGCUUGCUCUCUCUCCACUGCCACCGCUGCCAUCAUUGCCGGUGUUGUCCAGGGCUCCAAGUCGCUCUACGGUGCCAAGGUUCACCUUGACGGCCGCUUCCUUGCCAUCAUCUGGAUUGGUGCUGCUUUCUGUAUCGGUGCCAGUCUCUUCUGGAUCUUCACCAUCUGCUGCUGCAAGCCCGAGAAGCGCCAGAAGAACCACCACCACUCCAGCGAUGGCGAGAAGCUGCUGCCCUCUGGCGGAUUUGGAUCUCGCGGAUAUGCUCCCCUGGGCGAGCAGACCGGCUACACUUCCGCUGCUCCUCGCUUCGCCGCCGGCUCUGGCCGAUCCGACCUUGCCUACGAGCCCUACUCCCACCGCGCCUAA